AUGGAUAGUUGUAGUGCAACAGUAGGAGCAGUUCCUUCUUUAUCCACAAUUUCUUCAUCUGCACAAGCCUCAGCCAGUUCGCAACGCCAUAGAAGACGAAAUAAUAAUCGUUUUAAAGUGAAGAACGACCCAUUAAAGGAAAAUUUAGUGAAACCUACAAGCGAAAGUAAGUAUAAAAUCUAAACUUUUUUAUGCAGAGAUAUUCAAGUAUUAUGUUAGUUUUCGAAGUAUUUUCUCCGUUUUUUGAUAUGAAUUUUUAGCUUCUAUCGAAAUUUUAAAAUGCUCGAUGUUUUCCUGUAUCAUCUAUACUACCUUCUGAGUAUUUAAAAUCAAAAACGCCCCUAAUUAGAAAAUGAUAGCUUUUUUUUCAUUUCCAUCAAUUUAUUGUUUCAUUUUCGAGAUUUUUAAGUUUUAAGAGGCGCUUUCAGAUGUUGUGCUUUCAUCGUCAGAGAGGGGUUCAGUACAACCGAGCUUGUUUCUAGAGGUCUCUACCAAGAAAAAACUACCAUGGAGGGCUUAUCGUGAAACGAGUAUGCUAUUCAUUUUUAUUUUUUUUUUUGAAUAUUCGAAUGAUUUACAUGAGAAUAAAUUUUAGAAAGAACCCAAGCGCGAGAAUCCACAGAAGCUCUAAAAAUGAAUUCACAAAUUGAUAUCCCUUCCGGCUCAAGUUUGAACAUUUUAUUGGUCGAAAAAAUUCAUUUUUUCAGAUUCUGAAAAAAUAGCGAGUAGGACAACGAAAAGCCGAAAAUCUACGAAAAAAAGUGAGCACUCUAUUUUUUUCAUUAAAUAUGUUUGGCCGUAAUUUUUAGAUCCUCCAUUUCAUUUCAAUCCAAAUGCCGAACCUUUUGUACCAAGAACAACUUCGUUUCAAGGUGGAACCACAGAAACAGAGGAUAAUAAGGAUUCCGGUUUGAGAAAGGAAAAAUCUCAAAGAAAAAAAGCAUCGCACGAGAAAAAAAUGUUUUCCGAAAGAAAAAGAAAUUGGAAUUCCGGCCGGAAAGAUAUUUCAUUAAAAGGUUAUCAGUUGCAGUGACUAAAAUAAGGGAAUAAUUAAUUAUUAUUUAGACCGAUUAGUUCGCGAACUGGAAAACUGCACUUAUGAGUGUGCUAUUUGUUAUCAACGUAUCACUUCGAAGCAGGUUUUUUUUCUCCCAAGGUGUCGGUUUUAUUUUUUAUAAAUUUCAGGGAACCUGGUCUUGUGAUACAUGUUAUCACAUUUUUCAUAUUUCACAUGGUUGUAUAAUCGAUUGGGCAAAAUCUAGCAGAGAAGAUGACAAUAAGUUGGUUGAAAAGAAGAAAUUUGUUGUUCAAAUGUUUAUUAUUAGAUGGAGAUGUCCCACUUGCCAAACGAAAUACGAGAGGAUGCCUUACAACUAUUUCUGCUUUUGUGGGAAACAGAAAAAUCCAACUUUCGAGCUGUUUGUUUCAAUUGUUUUCGUAUGAAACCAGAUUUUUAUAGAGGCUCUACUCCCCACACUUGUGAUGGUGUCUGUGAGAAAAAGCGCGGUCCCGAUUGUCCUCAUCCGUGUACUGAUCGUUGUCAUCCAGGACCUUGCAACGAGUGCCCCCUUCAGGUUUGUUUAUCGACUUUUUCAGUUUUUAGGGAGCUUUAAAAAUGUGUAGAUAGUAAAUAUUGCUUUUUCAGGUUGUCAGGACGUGCAAUUGCGGCGCAGAAGAAAAGACUGUUCGUUGUGGGUCAAAGAUAGUGAUGAAAGUUUUAUAAAUAAAGAAAAAAUUUCUUUCAAGUUUUCUUUUCAGUGCGAGAAAGUUUGUGGAAAGAUGCUGAAAUGUGGAAAUCAUCGGUGCACCAAUGUCUGUCAUAGCGGAGAUUGCGAUUCAUGUAAUGAAAGAGUUUUUCAAGGUUUGUUGAAUUUAUAGAUAUGCUUAAUCAUAAUUUAUUUUAAGUUUGUUAUUGCGGCAAAGAAAAUCGAGAGGUUUCUUGCGGGAACGAUCCACAAACAUCUUUUAGCUGCAAAUCGCCGUGUCGAGGAACAUACAGCUGUGGAAUCCAUAAAUGCGAACGCAGGUAUAGUUUCAAAAUGUUGCCUGUAAAAUUGUUCUGUAUUCUCAUUUUUCGCAUUGAAAGUUUAAUCUAAAACUUAUUAUGAGUUAAGUAGUUCAAAUUCUUACAUAAAUCUUUAUAUAAUAUCACGUGUUUAAGAAUAAUAUCUUUUUAUCAACCUGGUGAAGUGAGAAAGAGAACAUUCGAAUAGCUCAGUUCUAAUUAAAAAUUGACAAUCAAUAAAAAAGAGAAGUAAAAGAUACUGAUAACUGCCAUCGAAUCUUUGUAAAAAACUUUUUCCCCGUGGAUAGUAGAAACGUUUAGAUGCCAUGAAAAAUGGGAUAAUGGUUGCGGCGAUUGUCCAAUGUCGGCCGCGAAGGUUACUCAUUGCCCCUGUGGAAAAAAAUCUUUGGACGAGCUGAAAGUCGUGCGAUCGGAAUGUACAGACGCCAUUCCCACGUGUGAAGCCGUAUGUGGAAAAAUUCUCGAAUGUGGAUCCAAAGGUUUAUUUCUUUCUCUCUCUUUUGACUUCGUUCAGUUUUUUUUUCAGGAAGAAAUCACCGAUGUGCUGAAAAAUGUCACGCCGGUCCUUGUCCUCCAUGUCUGUGCGGCACGGGAGUUACCUGUCGCUGUGGAAAUAAAAAGACCAUCAUUUCUUGCUUAGAAUUUGUGGAGAUCUACAAAUCUGGUAUGCUGUAUUAAAUAGUAGUUUUAAAGGAAUGAAGUUUUUUCGACAAGAAAUUCCUUAGGAGAAAGGGAAAGAUAACUACGUUUUGAAGAGUAAUUUUGCAAUUCCGGGGAAAUUGAUUUGAACAAUUUAUUUUUCAUUGUACAACUCAGCAAGAAUUUUUGAAAAUACUACGCAUAGUAAAAUAUAUACAUCGGACGAGAACAAUCAUAAGAAGCAGCCGAUGAUAUUAACAGAAAAUUCUGAAAAAAUGUUUUCUUAUCCUCACGAGUUAGUUUUCCAUCACUAUUGCAAAUUUUCAGGAAAUCAGCCUUACCUGUGCGAGAAAAGAUGUCGUAAGAAGAAAAGUUGCGGUAUUCACAAGUGUCAAGAGGAUUGUUGCGUUCAAGAUGAACAUUUUUUUGUAUGCAAGUAAGUUUUUUUUCUGUUCUUUUUUUUUCUAAAUAUUUAUAUUAGAUUUGCAACAAACGUCUUCCAUGUGGGAACCAUAAUUGUGAUAACAUUUGUCAUGCAGGGCAAUGUCCACGCUGCCUCAACGCAAGUAUGCUUUAUUAUUAUUUCUUUCGAUGACUUUUCAGAGGAAAUUUUUUGAUAGAUAUAUGCGAGCUUUUCUGAAAGUUUCUUCGACUAAAAAUGAAGCGUGUAUGUCUGUAUGAAGAAAAAAGCUGCGAAAAACGAGCUAGCGAAUGCCGUGUUCAAAGUAAUUUCCGCGAAAUGCAAAAUGCUCUCUUUGAAAACUUUGAAACUUUAUUCAGUCUUCAGAGAAGGUACUCUGCUGAAUCAUGGAAUAAUUGAAGAGUUGUUCGUCGGUUUGCGAAACUGUCGUUGAUCAAACGUAGACGGCGCGUAGAGCAUCUCGUCUUUCUUGUGAUAGUAGUAGACGACUUUCGAGCGUUUCCGACGAUCACUGCUUCUCCAUGAUGCUCUCUAACUCUCCAAAAUUUAUAUAUGUCUUUCUUUCUCUAACCGCUGCGAACACGGCAGAAGGUUAAAAAAAAACUGGUUGCUAAAAUUUUGUCUUCCGUUGGCAGAUUUGCCGUCUACUAGAAAAAAAAAACUCUUCGGAAAAAAAAAUCUGAAAAUCCGGCCAAACCAGCGAACUUUUCGCAACUUUUUUUUUUGGUUGCAGUGAUCUUUUUUUCUGAGCUGAUUUUUCAUCCUUACAUCUUUACAAAAUUUUAUCUUUAAUAGGCUUUGAUGAACAGUAUUGUCAUUGUGGUCGAACGAUUCGACCUCCUCCAGUUCCUUGCGGUUCUUCCUUGCCAGAAUGUCAUGAGAAAUGCGUACGUCAACAUAGAUGUGCCCAUCCAGUCACACAUAAGUUUGUUUUGUUUUUCUUCUCUUUAAUAUAUUCCAUCCAUCCCAACUUUGAAGAGGCGGAGAAAAGGGCGAAACGCGUAGCGAGUGCGUUUGCCGUUCUUGGCACGAGUUCAAUUUAAGCGCCACCGACUAUUUAAAAAGCUCGCUAUUUUUGUAUCUAUUCUAUUUUUUUAAUGCACACAUGAUGCCGUGUUCAAAGUAAUUUCCGCGAAAUGCAAAAUGAUCUCUGACUCUCCAAAAUUUAGUGAUCUUUUCCUUUCUCUAACGGGUAUUUUGCAUUUCGCGGAAAUUACUUUGAACACGGCAUGAAAAAAAAAAUCAAUGAAUCAUUAAAAAAUAAAAGAAAGGAGUGAUAAACGAGCUCUGCAAACAGUCGCUGGCGGUUGAGUUGGUUGAACUCGUGCCAAGAACGGUUGGCCGAACGCGUUUCUCCACUUUCCCUGCCUCCUCGCUUUUCAAUCCGGGAAAAAAACUGACUACAUUGAAACUUUUAUAGUUGUCAUGGGGAAGAACGAUGUCCACCGUGUACGUUUCUAACGGAGAAGUAUUGUUACGGGAAACAUGUGGUAAGUGGUUAUAUCAACUAGUUAUGAGGACGAAGUAAGAUUUCAUAAUAAUUUUUAGUUACGGAAAAACAUCCCUUGUCACAUCGAAGCAGUUUCGUGUGGGAUGGAAUGUGGCCUCGAACUAUCUUGUGGCGUGCACAAUUGUAACAGGAAAUGCCACAGCGCCCCAUGUGAACAGGUUCAAACGCCUUCUCUUUGA
Molecule: messenger RNA, 4775 nt
Organism: Caenorhabditis auriculariae
Lineage: Eukaryota; Metazoa; Nematoda; Chromadorea; Rhabditida; Rhabditidae
Source: the annotation of a GenBank genome assembly